AAACAAUGAGUUCAACACAACAGGACCAACAUGGAGCGAGAAGUCAGCGCUCUCAGGACGCUGACAAACCUCACAGAAGGAAGGGAGGAAAAAAAUACACCUGUGAUCACUGUGGGAAGGAUUUUACCUGGAAGAGUAACCUAAAUACCCACCAACUCUUCCACACUGGAGAGAAGCCGUUCAGCUGUGACUUAUGUGGAAAGUCUUUUACCCUGGCUGGAAAUUUAAAAAGACACCAACUCAUCCACAGUGGAGAGAAGCCGUUCAGCUGUGACUUGUGUGGAAAGUCUUUUACCCUGGCUGGACACUUAAAAAGACACCAACUCAUCCACAGUGGAGAGAAGCCGUACAGCUGUGAUCAGUGUGGCAGAGCUUUUAAUCGCAGUACUAACUUAAAGAUGCAUCAAGUUACCCACUCUGGAAUUAAGGCAUACAGCUGUGACUAUUGUGGAAAAACUUUCAGCAGCAUAGGGAGCAGAAAUGCACACCUACGUAUUCACACUGGACAUGAUGUGUACUGCUGUGAUCAGUGUGGGAAAAAGUGUGCAACAGACGCACACUUACAAUCCCACAUGUUUACCCACACUGAGGAGAGACCUCAUAAAUGUGACCUGUGUGAUAAGACUUUUAAAGCUCCACAGCACCUGAGAGCACACCAACAGAUCCACAGCAGAAAGAGACUCUACAAGUGCAGUUACUGUGAGAAGCAGAGCCACACAGAUGGAUCCAGUUCUCAACCCUGUCAUCGCUGUGGUGGUGGGAAAGCGUUUCUCUGUGACCUUUGUGGGAAAACUUUCAGUCAUCAACAGAGCCUAAAAAUACAUCAGCGUAGACACACUGGACACAAACUGAAGUACUGCAAAGAAUGUGGGAGAAGCUUCACCACAACAAGUGCAUUAAAACUACAUGAACUCAUCCACAGUGGGGUUAAAAAGCACGUCUGUGACCAGUGUGGGUCAUCCUUCAUCACUGCAGCUUCACAGCAGAUGGAAGGAAACUCAAAGAGCCACUAAUGCAGCCGCUGUGCU
Molecule: messenger RNA, 1028 nt
Organism: Archocentrus centrarchus (flier cichlid)
Lineage: Eukaryota; Metazoa; Chordata; Actinopteri; Cichliformes; Cichlidae
Product: zinc finger protein 45-like
Exons: 4
Coding region: 6-1013 (335 amino acids)
Source: RefSeq, a predicted model, not a curated record